GUUUCUCCAAAGUUAGCUUCUUGAGAGGGAGGUGCAAGAUGGAAUCUCGACCUUUUUUCGUUUUUUUUCUCUAGGCAGAAAUAUGAAACCUGGUUCAUUUCUGGCAUGUUUGUUCCCGAGCUCCCAGUUCUUAACAUUGCACGUCUCCAUUUAGCUAUUUUAACCAAAAUUAUUUUGACAAUUUUCACAGGAAUCUUGUAUUUUUGUGAAUUAUCCACAUAUAUUCUAACACAUUGAAACAUUUUAGAUUUGUUACUCAAAUACUCCACGAUUGUUUUAUCAUGCGAAUAUGACAGGAUAAUAUCGGAGAGUAAAAUCUCUGAACAAAUUAUUUCCUACGUUUUCAAAGGAGAACAAAGUGCUGCAAGUUUUGGUAUGGUAUAUUCGCCUUCACCGCCCAUCCAAUAUUUGUCAGAGGCACACGGUCUGUAUUGUUUGGAAACUGAGAGCAACGGUUUUCUAUGGCGCAGCCUUGGCCGUUUUUUGUCGGUUAAAUAUCUCUGCCUAGAUAAGUAAUUUCAAGACUUUGUGGAUGUGAGACAGCAUUGACUUAGUUCCAUUGAGUUUUUGGAGUAUUUUGCGUUUUUGGCGGGGGAAAGAUGGCGAGGUUUUGGGGAAAAGUGUCUCUUGCCCUACUUUUCCUUGGAUUUUUUAUGUUUACUUUAGCAUCUGUAAAUGCUGAACCAGAGCAAGAAGUAGAAGAAGAAGGGGAGGAAAGUACAUGUCAGGGGGCUUUUGACUUGUAUUUUGUGCUUGACAAAUCUGGCAGUGUCAAACACCACUGGAUAGAAAUCUACUCCUUUGUGGAGCAUCUAGCUGAAAAGUUUAUCAGCCCAAUGUUGAGAAUGUCCUUCAUUGUCUUCUCAUCCAGAGGAACCACUCUCAUGAAACUGACAGAAAACAGGGUGGAGAUAAGAAAAGGAUUGAAUGUGCUGAGAAAAGAGAUACCUGGUGGAGACACCUUUAUGCACCUGGGCUUGGAAAGGGCGAAUGAGCAGAUACACCAUGAAAACUUUGGGACAGCAAGUGUUAUCAUUGCCUUGACUGAUGGGGAGCUGAACGAACACCAACUCGUCACUGCACAACAGGAGGCAGAGAGAAGCCGGUCUCUAGGAGCUAUGGUGUACUGUGUUGGAGUAAAGGACUUUAACGAGACACAGCUGGCCACCAUAGCAGACACCAUCGAGCAUGUGUUUCCUGUGAUGGGCGGAUUCGUAGCCCUGCGAGGAGUGAUCGACUCGAUCAUCAAGAAGUCCUGUAUUGAGAUCCUAGCUGCAGAGCCCUCCAGUGUUUGUGCAGGAGAGAGCUUCCAGGUAGUGGUGAGAGGAAACGGUUUCCUUCACGCCAGGAACAUAGAGCAGGUGUUGUGCAGCUUUAGACUCAAUGACACCCUCACCAUUAAUAAGAAGCCUGUGGAAAUCGAAGAUACGUUCCUGCUGUGUACGGCUCCAGUUAUGGAUGAAGUUGGGCAGGUUGUUUAUCUACAAGUGAGCAUGAAUGAAGGCCUGUCGUUCAUCACUAGCUCUGUACACAUCACCACCACAGAGUGUUUUGAUGGCACCAUCCUUCUCAUUACGCUCCUGGUUCUGUUCCUGUUAAUGGCCGUGCUGUUCAUGUGGUGGUUCUGGCCCCUCUGCUGCACUGUGGUGAUCAAGGAGCCGCCACCGCCACCCCCUCCAGAGCCAGAAUCAGAUGAUGAAGAUGGCAUGCCCAAGAAGAAGUGGCCCACCGUGGAUGCAUCCUACUAUGGAGGAAGAGGAGUCGGAGGAAUCAAAAGAAUGGAGGUGCGCUGGGGAGGGAAGGGUUCAACGGAGGAGGGGGCUAAACUGGAGAUGCCCAAGAACGCUGUGGUGAAAAUGCCCGAGCAGGAGUUUGAGCCUUACGAGCCCAAGCCCAAGAAGGCCCACAACAGGAAGCCAGCCGCGGACAGGAAGUGGUACACUCCCAUACAGGGUAAACUGGACGCCAUUUGGGCCCUGUUUCGCCGCGGUUACGACCAAGUCUCUCUCAUGAGGCCUCAGCCAGGAGAACAUGGUCGAUGCAUCAACUUCACCCGGGUGAAAGACGAGGCAGCGGCAGCAGCCAAGGCCCCUCCUCGGGCCCAUAGCCCCCCUGCUCCAGACUACCGUCCCCUGAUCCGCCCCACUACACCGCCGCCAGCACAGACCAGCUCGCCCUCGCGAGCACCGCCCGUCAGCCAGCUACCCCCGGGGCCACCCCCCUCCCGCACCCCCCCAGGGCCCCCCUGCCCCCCUCCCUCGCGCCCCCCACCGUGCCCCAACAACAGACCAUGAAAGCGAUUUAGGGACCCCACUCCAAUAAAGCAAUAGUCCCCGCUGCCAAAGAUGCUCCCUCAACCAAAAAUAAACAUAGUAUUUAUUUGAGUUGGGGUGAAUUUAGCAGGAGAUGUAAUGGUUUGUUGCUGGACAGCAAAAGAUUUAGUCAUAGGAGGAAAAAUACUGCAAUGGAUGAAAUUUGUUUAUCAACUACUGAGUAUCCGAUGAUGGUAAGUGUCAAGGUGACAGUAGAGUAGACUGGGCCUUUGUGUGGCUUUAGUUACCACUGAGUCGAUUUACUUUCAACCACAAGGAUUGGAUUUUUUCUAGUAUGACGAACCUGCUGUCAAACCAAUCUAGAUUAGCUUUUUGCAUCUCUCUUUUGUGAAUAUUUACAUAUAGCUUUUUAGAUCUCUCUUUUUUACAUUGAAAGAUUUCAUAAGGGCAAAUUGUGUAGGGGGUCACACAACAGGGCUUGGUUAUGGUUUUUUCUCUGAUGUCCAAAUGACUUCAACUCAGACUGAGAAAGACAGUUUCAGCCAGUGGUGGAAAAAGUACCGAAGUCAUACUUGAGUAAAAGUAAAGAUACCUUAAUAGAAAAUGACUCAAGUAAAAGUGAAAGUCACCCAGUAAA
Salvelinus namaycush (lake trout) is the source of this 2910-nucleotide messenger RNA. Its product is annotated as anthrax toxin receptor 1-like. Gene Ontology annotation, molecular function: signaling receptor activity. The transcript has 18 exons. The record is from RefSeq and is a predicted model, not a curated record. Lineage: Eukaryota; Metazoa; Chordata; Actinopteri; Salmoniformes; Salmonidae. Gene Ontology annotation, cellular component: membrane. Bases 600 to 2294 code for a protein of 564 amino acids.